Molecule: messenger RNA, 1507 nt
Organism: Haliotis rubra (blacklip abalone)
Lineage: Eukaryota; Metazoa; Mollusca; Gastropoda; Lepetellida; Haliotidae
Product: ubiquitin-fold modifier-conjugating enzyme 1
Exons: 5
Coding region: 37-540 (167 amino acids)
Biological process (GO): protein K69-linked ufmylation
Cellular component (GO): cytoplasm
Molecular function (GO): UFM1 conjugating enzyme activity
Source: RefSeq, a predicted model, not a curated record
GAAGAUAACUCCUGCUACUUCCUUUACAAAAUCAACAUGGUUGACGAAGUCACCAAGAACACUUUAGCGCAGAUUCCUCUGUUGAAAACGAAAGCCAGCCCACGUGAUGGAGAAUUGUGGGUACAGCGUUUAAAGGAGGAAUAUCAAGCGCUGAUAAAGUAUGUACAGAACAACAAGGAGGGAGACAAUGACUGGUUUCGACUGGAGUCGAACAAGGAGGGUACACGCUGGUUUGGGAAAUGUUGGUAUAUCCACGAGCUGCUCAAGUAUGAGUUUGAUGUAGAAUUUGACAUUCCUGUGACCUACCCAACAACUGCACCAGAAAUAGCACUGCCAGAACUAGAUGGCAAGACAGCCAAGAUGUACAGGGGAGGUAAAAUCUGCUUAACGGAUCACUUUAAACCACUGUGGGCCAGAAAUGUACCGAAGUUUGGAAUAGCUCACGCAAUGGCACUAGGGCUGGGGCCGUGGCUGGCUGUGGAAGUCCCAGAUUUGAUACAGAAGGGAGCCGUGACACACAAAGACACCUCCACCCAGUGACCUCACAGACGUCUAGGAAAUAUUUAUUUCUUUAUCACACAUGAUAAUUUUUAUUGUUGACAUGGAGACUGAAGAAGAAAAAUACAACUGAAUUUGUUAAAACUUUGAUUGUGACAUAUUAUCUGUACUUUCUACGCUGGGAGUUUCACAAGAAGCUGUCAUUGUUAUACCUUAGAUGUCAGUUGCAAAUGACCAAAUUAUUGAAGUAAAAUAUUUUGUGAAAAUAUCUAUCUCGUCAUGUACAUCCUGACAGGCAGAUCUCUCAAAAGCAAAAUAGAAAAUCACCUUGACAUUAUGUGUAUCGUAAAUUAUUAUGAUGUUUUGUUUUUGAUAGUCCAUGAAUGGAAACAGGUUUCAUCAGCAACAUCUUCAGCAUGAUACAUAUUCCUUACUCACACCUAUUAACAUGAUGCAGGUUUCAUUACUGAUCAAUGUAUUACCUAUAAAGCCUGGGCUCUCAUAAGCACGAUGCAGGUUUCAUUACUGAUCAAUGUAUUACCUAUAAAGCCUGGGCUCUCAUAAGCAUGAUGCAGGUUUCAUUACUGAUCAAUGUAUUACCUGUAAAGCCUGGGCUCUCAUAAGCAUGAUGCAGGUUUUAUUACAGAUCAAUGUAUUACCUAUAAAGCCUGGGCUCUCAUAAGCAUGAUGCAGGUUUUAUUACUGAUCAAUGUAUUACCUAUAAAGCCUGGGCUCUCAUAAGCAUGAUGCAGGUUUUAUUACUGAUCAAUGUAUUACCUUUAAAGCCUGGGCUCUCAUAAGCAUGGUAGCUUCCUGAUAUUUUGAUGUUUAUUUGUUGUUUCUGUGAACUUGCUGAUAUGCCAUUCUCCAAUACUGAAUAUUCAUGACUCAGCACUUGCAUUCAAGGGUGAUGGGGCACAUCGUUUCAGAGACACUGUAACAAUGUUUCAUUGCAUCAAUGUCAUUAGCUGCUUUUCCUCAACAAUAGUAAAACAUGUUUAAUGUUUCA